CAACUUUUGAGCGAGUGCAGCCAACAACUUACAGGGGUAUGACUGUUGGUCACUCAUGUUUCGUGAAGGAUGGAUGUCGACUGUGAGUUUUAAGCGCUCACCUCCCCGCUAGGAUAUCUUCUUCACUCAUUCAAACCUUCUUCUCUCUUCACUAAAUUCACCAAUUUGACACCCAACAUCAUGUCUAUCCUCCAACAUAGUUCAGCAGCAUCCCUAGAGACACUACCUCCCGACAUUUUACUUCCUAUUGUCACAUACCUUCCAGGGCUGGACAUUCUCUGGGACCUUAUGAGGGCAUCCCCUCAAGUAUGGCGCCUCUUCAACGAUCAUGCUGUUACCAUUGUUGACGCUAUACUCUCCGGCCCAAACGCGAUACUUAUAUCCGAGAUUGCGAAUGCUGUGCGUGCUGUCAUACUUGUACGCUCAAAUGACCACCCUUUUCGGAACCUUUAUGACCUACAAAUCCGGUUCCUGCGCUCGCUUUUCCCUCAAUCGACAUGGGGCGAUUCGGGAAGCAAUCCUGAUCCUAUAAUUAUUGACCGUGAGAUGCUGUCUGUUGCGGAGCCUUGCGUGGUGGUCGUUCGAUCGGUUGUUGCAACAGCCGCUCACAUAACUGCUCUUGCCCAAGCCUUUUUGACAUCAUGUCUUGAACGAGUGCGAGAUCCUAGCUUCAGACCACUACAUCUUGUUAAUCCAGAGGAUCGCUACACCAGCUUAUACAGACCUGACCCAGAUGGUAAACGCAUUCGGGCCUGGGAUCAAGUGUUCAAAGGUGAACCUGCCAAGGUGACUGACGCGGGACAACCUACAUGGGUAGAGGAGAUGCGAGCUGUACGUGCUCUGUGGGUAACACAGCUUGUUGGUGAGAUAAAGAGCCAGAAGGAAAACUUGGGCUGGCCGACGGAAGACAUUGAGAAACUUGGUCGCAUGGAAGCUGCCGACUUUGCCGAUGCCGUUGGAGGUAACCCGGCUAUGGCGUCUGAAGAGGUCAGAUCUGUGAUGGACUAUCUGAAGACACUUGGGGACUUAAUACAAGAUACAUACUACCAGUUACCCAGACCUCCCCGGUUUGCGAGAUGGACCACAGCGCCGCCCAACCUCAGCCCUCAGUUUGCAAAGGUUACCCACCAUCGUAAAGAUGGCAGUACUUUUACGCGCGUUGAGAAAACCGAGGACUAUAGCUGGGGCCGAACCAAGGACAGCCUGGGAUACGACGCUCCCGGAAUGUCCAUCUUCAAAGCUCUCAACAAACCUCGUCAUCAUCCUACCGGUGGCGCAUCCCCAAUCGAAGGUGUAAAGUUCAACUCGUUCCGCCCUCUCGGCUUUGCCUUCUGGGACGUAUGGAGGAUGUAUCUUUUGGGCAUGCACUCGCCAGUUGGCAAACACUGGCUGGGAAAUGAUACCUUCUAUUUCUUCGCCUGGGAGAGUGUCUUGCCUUUUGAUGAGGUUGUAAAUAUAAAAGCUGGACUGAGGCUUGGAUGGAAGAAAGAGCUGGAGGAGCGACAAGAGGCACAACGUAGAAGCAAAGAACUGUCGAAUAGUUGACCUCGAUAGCCGAAUACCGUCUCUAAAUAUGGCAUCGGGUUGUUGCUAUCCAUGCAUAUUACCUUUGUUCUUCUGAUGCCGCAUACUAAGAUCGCAUACAGACAGGUAGCGGUUCCAAGCUAGCACCUGAUCGGUGUUUGCACAUGAAUAAAUUGAUAUGCCAAAAGAAGCUGGUGACAGGGCCACAAGCAUCAAGAAUUCAAGAUGAAGAAGUACAACAGUUAUAACAAGUAUCAAUCUAAC
Molecule: messenger RNA, 1788 nt
Organism: Fusarium redolens
Lineage: Eukaryota; Fungi; Ascomycota; Sordariomycetes; Hypocreales; Nectriaceae
Exons: 1
Coding region: 181-1545 (454 amino acids)
Molecular function (GO): protein binding
Source: RefSeq, a predicted model, not a curated record